AUGCCAAGUUACUAUUAUCCAAGUUAUUCACACCCUAGCAACAUGUAUGGUUACUAUGAUCAAUAUCAUACUAUAUAUGAUCAAGGUAACAACAUUGUGGAAAGAAAUCCAUAUCCAUUUGAUGAUCCAUAUUUUGAUAGAAGAAUGGUGGAAUCUGGUUAUAGAAGAAGAUCAACGAGACCAUAUCCUUAUUAUGAUUCAAGAUAUGUUUUUCAUGGAAGAGUUGAUCCUUACACUAGUUAUCAAUCUUACUAUGAGACUCCAUUGUUGUCUUACCCUCAACCAUCGCCAUCACCAUCAGUACACCCAUUUUAUACACCAGAUUGGUUGUGUACUAUUAUGUGA
Messenger RNA from Vicia faba (fava bean), 345 nucleotides. The record is from the annotation of a GenBank genome assembly. Lineage: Eukaryota; Viridiplantae; Streptophyta; Magnoliopsida; Fabales; Fabaceae.